Molecule: messenger RNA, 372 nt
Organism: Rhizophagus irregularis DAOM 181602=DAOM 197198
Lineage: Eukaryota; Fungi; Glomeromycota; Glomeromycetes; Glomerales; Glomeraceae
Source: RefSeq, a predicted model, not a curated record
GCCCGCAAAAUACGGUAGUAACAUUAAAACGUGUUAAAUCAACUAACAUGAUUGACUCAUUCAAGCGUCAACUAAAAAAUUGAGUUUACGACUCGCGUAAUGAACAAUGGUCCACAGAACUUAUAUUUAAUAGAAAUCUUGAUAAAUACGAUGACAGCAAAAUUCGUGUUCCUUUUAUGGAAUCACAAAGUUUCACUCUCUCCAUUUCCAUUUCCUUCGUUCUUUCUUCUUUUCCCUCUUCUGUUUAAAAGAAAAGUUAAAAUCACCCACAAAAAAAACCAAAAAUCCUUUUUUAGACGGUUAUUUUAGUCUCCCUGGACACGACAUUUUGACGGUUUCUUGGUUUCUUUUGACGCGCGAAUUUUUGGUACA